AUGCCCGCACCAUCGCAAAUCCUCCGCGCCGCGCGCCCCGCCUUCCGCAGCCAGUUCUUUACCGCGCAGUCGCAAGUCUCAAGGUCCGGGUUCAAGAGCAAGUUCGGCGGCAGAAGAUGGCAGAGCACGGCGGCGCCGACAGAGAACGCGCAGCAGAGCUGGUUUAAGAGGAUGUGGGACAGUCCGAUUGGGUUGAAGACUGUGCAUUUCUGGGCUCCUGUUAUGAAGUGGGCGCUCGUCCUUGCCGGCGUCUCCGACUUCUACCGGCCCGCCGAGAACCUCUCUCUUACCCAAAACGCGGCUUUGACCGCUACCGGUCUGAUCUGGACUCGAUGGUGCUUGAUCAUCAAGCCCCGUAACAUCCUCCUCGCCACUGUGAACUUCUUCCUCGGGAUCGUGGGCGUCGUCCAAGUCGGCCGUAUCCUGAACUACAACUACAGCGUCAAGGGCCAGACGGCAGGGAAGCAAGUCGAAGCCGCAAAGGAGGACGUCGUCGAGAAGGCCGGUGAUCUGAAGGAGAAGGCCAUCGAGGUCGUGAAGUCGUAGAUUGAUUGAUUUGC
Amorphotheca resinae ATCC 22711 is the source of this 560-nucleotide messenger RNA. RefSeq lists its product as hypothetical. The coding region runs from base 1 to 546 and encodes 181 amino acids. Gene Ontology annotation, biological process: pyruvate import into mitochondria. The transcript is spliced from 4 exons. NCBI's taxonomy places the organism in Eukaryota, Fungi, Ascomycota, Leotiomycetes, Helotiales, Amorphothecaceae. Gene Ontology annotation, molecular function: pyruvate transmembrane transporter activity. Gene Ontology annotation, cellular component: mitochondrial inner membrane. The record is from RefSeq and is a predicted model, not a curated record.